Molecule: messenger RNA, 2750 nt
Organism: Crotalus tigris (Tiger rattlesnake)
Lineage: Eukaryota; Metazoa; Chordata; Lepidosauria; Squamata; Viperidae
Product: tumor necrosis factor receptor superfamily member 11A-like
Exons: 6
Coding region: 1-1485 (494 amino acids)
Biological process (GO): positive regulation of bone resorption; lymph node development; response to interleukin-1
Cellular component (GO): external side of plasma membrane
Molecular function (GO): tumor necrosis factor receptor activity; cytokine binding
Source: RefSeq, a predicted model, not a curated record
AUGGAAGUAGAUCGACAGAUUGACUAUGAGCUGAUAUUGGAAAAAAUAUUGGAAAUGGUAGAGGAGAAGUUAUGGAAACACCGUUCCUCUUCCGCCGCUCAGGACUCCUUGGAAAACAAGAAAUUAUUUUAUGUGUUGAUUGUUCCAUUCCUCCUCAUCGCCUUGGCUGGUAUAAUUAUCUUUACUGUAUAUUAUCGAAGUAAGGGAAAACUAUUGACAGCAGAUUUACAAUACUGGGCUCAGGAAAUAUGCCACCAAAUAAAAAGGAAAAAGGAUUCUUCUUGUGAUACAUUUGUAAACACAAAUGUAGCACAUCCUGCUGGCCUUCAGCUUUUGGGAGAGACGUAUUUGCUGGAUCUUGACAAAUAUUGCUUUCCAGAUGAGAUACAUUCCCCUUGUGAGCACCUGCUGAGUGAAAAAGAUGGUCCUAAUAAAAUACUUUACGGAUUAAGAGAAAAUUUCCCCACAUUGUUUCUAACUACCAUUUCUAAAGACGGCCAUUUUAGACAGACUCCUGCGGAGGAUGAAUACACGGACAAAGUAUCCCUUGGGCAAUGUUACUUACCUUUGGUGAGCCAAUCUGAUAGCAAAGCUGAAUCACCCUUCUCUGAACCGCUAGAGGUGGGAGAGAAUGAGAGCCUGAAUUACUUCUUCACAGGAACAGAAAAUCUGGAGGAAUUAGUAAACUGCUGUUGCUUGGAUCCUUCGGGUGCAAUGGACCCUAUUCAUGCUUCCUCACCCAAAAGCCUGCAGAGUCCUUGUAAUCAUUUCACUGGUGCCAAGAUGGGAGGUGUUGAUAAUAACGAUACAAGUACUUCCCUACUAGUCUCUGAAGAAAAGCAUAGCUUUGCCAGGUCAUCUUGCAGACAACCUCCUGACAAACGGGACAAUGCCACAGAUUCCUUAAAAGAAAAUGGAUCUUCUCUGCUAGGCACCUGUGGCUUGGAAUCUUCUUCUGUAGACCAAAAUGGGUCAGCAAACAAUAUUGGAGACAAAAGUGAAUCAUCUGAUGGAAAGGACACAAAGGACCAGAAUGCGAAAAGAACAUCUGAGUCAAGCUACAAUGUUUCAGAUCCCCCAGCAGCAUCUGGAAAUGUGACGGGAAAUGGGAACUCUACGUUCAUUUCAAGUGGACAAGUCAUGAAUUUUAAGGGGGAAAUUAUUUUUGUCUACGUUAGUCAGAACUCCCAGGAAGGAUCAAUGUCUCCUGGAUCAAGUGAUGACAGCCUGGGGAACCCAGUGCAAGAGGAAAACCUAAACCGCUGUGAGACAUUUGCAGGCAAUGCUCACCAGUAUAAAGAAAAAUGUGCUGAAAUCAGUACAUCUCACGGCAUGGAAUCCGGAGAACCUCAAAGCAUUGUAGAAGGGUAUAAGAGGACUUUUGGGCCUAUUGGUCAAGAAGAGAAUUGUGAAAACCAGAAGAAGAACUUUCCUCGUGAGGCCUCACAGCCUGUACAAGAGGAAGGGAAGCCAGGAUAUUCUUAAAGGAGAUGGUGCAUCGACACAAGACUAAUGUUGGUUAUCGGUAUCCAGUCAAAAGAACACUACCAUCCACUGAACAUGAUCUGAAAAACAGAUGCAGAUAGCACUAAUUAAGCAAAAGAAGCCUUCUGUUGGUUGCUGAGAUUUCAGACUGCUGUGACUGUUGGUUUACAAGGGUGUUUUUUGUUUUGCUCCACUAUAAAAAUGGUAGAGGAGACUGUUGGAUACUAUUAAUGCUAUGUGGAAUAUUUUGGUUUGCCAAGAAAAGGGUAAUGUUUGGAGAUUCAGGGAUGAGAUGUGUUGUGUCACUGCUGUUCUUCCAGUUGCCAAGGAUUAUGUUCCUGUGGAAUUGACACAUGCUACUUAAGACUCAUCCAGAGGAUUUGUAUUUCUAGAAUGGUAGCUCGUGUUUAUAUACAGUGGUAACAUUAACACAGUUGCCUUACCUUUACUGUAGAAAAAAACAGACGAAUGUUCAGUAAAACAUAAGUUAGUUUUGCUUGUCCUCAUGUUUCAGAUAAGUUUUCUACCCCUCUUUUUUCAUUUAAAAUGUUUCAUAUUCAUCCCUUAAAGGUUUGUCCAUGAACUUACAUUUUUUUAAAAGGAAAUUGCAAUUGCUCUUGGCCUCAGUAAGAGCUAGAGCUUCAUGUCACCGUACACUCCUGUGGGUUGUGUCCCAUUUUUUCAAAAGUUUGCCACUGAAUGAGUAGUAAAUGGUGAGAUGGUGAGCCCCAUCACUGUUUUAAUUGCUAUGAAGCCCAUGAUUCCAAAUUAAAACAAUGAAACUUAACACUUUGUGUGUACUCACAACUCCUUCCCCCCAUAUUCUCAUUAAUGGUGUGAAAGAAGACUGACUGCUAAUGAGCACUUUUUCUCAAGACAGGCAGAUAAGUAACUUACAACAAUCCAGCAUUAACAUUGUUUCCAGCCAUGGACUGGCAGAGCAACUUCCAGUACAGUAUACACAGGAAAAAAAAGGUGACUAGUUCAUUUAAUAUCAUCAAAUGACCUUAAUCCAUAUCCGAGGCAUGGAAUACAGUCCUUUGGAUUGUAUUGACACCAAAAUUAUAUUGUUCUGCAUUGAUACUAAGGCUCCAAAGCCUCGUGGGGCACUUCUUGACAUUAAUGACAUGCUGUAUGCAGUAUAUAUUUUAAAAUGUGUAAAACUGCAGUAAUAACUUUAUGAAAUGAGACAGUAAAUUUUUUAGGGAACGUUUAUAAUAGUUUUAUUUGCUAAAAUUCUAAUUUUGUAAAAAAAAAACAACCAA